This is a messenger RNA of Lobosporangium transversale, 2295 nucleotides long. RefSeq lists its product as hypothetical. The transcript has 3 exons. Lineage: Eukaryota; Fungi; Mortierellomycota; Mortierellomycetes; Mortierellales; Mortierellaceae. Gene Ontology annotation, molecular function: protein binding. The record is from RefSeq and is a predicted model, not a curated record. Bases 166 to 2295 code for a protein of 709 amino acids.
CUCUCCUCUUCCUGUCUGUCCGAAGACUUCUAAAACGCUACAUAAAAUCCAUCUUUUUUUAUUUUUUAUUUUUUAUUUUUUUUUCUUGAACCAUCAGCUGUUCUGCGCCCGUUGCCUUUAGCCUGUGCAACAGACACGGACCAUCCGCCCAGGCCAUCAAACACCAUGGUACUGUCCGACGCAUUAUCUUCUGCAUUUUAUUACUGUUCCCAAUGUCAUAUUCAACUGCAGCAACGAUACAAAGAUGCUAGAGCUCGAUCACGGCUUCGUUCACAGUUGCAAUCGCGGUCUCGAGAGUGUUAUUCGCUUCCGUUUCUCGCUACUGCAGUGCUCCUGCUCAGUACACUCACUACCAACAUUACCCAAGCACAGACCUCGUCGCCUUUAAUAUACACACCUCGUCACAGUGCAGGAUCAAGCAUUGCCAACAAUACGCUCUUUAUUAUCUCAGGGACUGCUUCGGUCUCGCCACCCUAUUCUGCAACAACAGACACACUAGCUAUUUCUCUUAAUAAGCCUUUCAACACUGGAUCCAUUCCAUGGCGAAGAUUACAAGGAGGCUACUCUGUCCAUGACGCUCGUGUAGCAGCAACUGUGGAUGAGAAGCACUUGGUUCUAGCUGGUGUGAGAGAUCAAGGAGCACAGAUAGUCACCGUAUAUACCUUAGAGUCCAACACUUGGACGACCUUGCCGCCCACUGCCCUCAUAAACGCGUCGCCACAGGCGCCUAGGACCUCUGUAGGGAUCGCAACAGAUAAGGAGACUGGACUGAUGGUAUUAUACGGUGGCACAUCCACCACUGCAGGCACUUCUCCUGCAUCGAAUUCGUAUUCACUCUCGUUUGAGUUUGACUUUCUGGAUACGCGACCAAUACUGGAAAAGUGGAGUUGGUCAGCAGUAGUUGACAGCAAUGUAUCGCCGCCUGGACUUCAUCAACCCAUUACAUUGUAUUUGCCAACACAUCGCGCAACACUGAUUAUGGGCGGAUGCAAUGGCAUCAACUUAAACAAUGGCAAUAUCACACAGUGUGCAAGUUUCACGUCGGGAUAUCUAGUCAACUCAAAAUUAUUGGCCGAUACGAAGGGGACUUCUGCGCCUGUAUCGCAGGUGAGCAUGAGGGGCUUUGAUAUACCGCUACCACGACUCUCGCCGUGUGCUGCAGUGCUGGCCAAUGGCGAUGUAUUCAUGUAUGGUGGCACGACGGUUAAUGGGAGUCUUGGUGAUGUGUGGGUUUUGAACACCAAUUCUUGGAUGUGGACAUCUAAAAAUAUCGUAAACAUGCCAUUUGCCGGUCGCGCUGGAGCAACAUGUCAGCUCGCUGCAGCGGACCAAUUGAUUGUAGUUGGAGGCUUUGACGGCGCAUUGACAGGACCUAGACAGUUUUCGUUGCCUCAAGUUGCGAUUAUUAAUACAACAUCAUGGGAAUGGAUAUCCACUUUCACUCCGCCAUUGACUAUAACGACAACUCCGCCAAAAGGACUUGCAGUGGCGGUCAUCAUUGGAAUUACUGCGGGAAGCUGCUUUCUGAUAGCUGUAUUUUGCGCUGGGGUGGGUUAUUUGAUCCUGCGACGGCGUGAAAAAAGAUUCAAAUCGCACAAGGAGAUAUUUAAGGCUGUACGAGCGUCAAAGUCCCAGGAACCACUUAUGAGCUCGGACACUUCCCCAGCAGGAUCAGAGCCAUCAUCGACGCCCAUGAUACCAUUCAGAAUUACCUAUCAUCCCAAUCAGAGCAACUCUGAGUCCAUAUCCCAGGUAUCAUUGCGAUCUAAGGAAAGACAGCCAUUUUUGAUUAUUCCUUUUGCGCCUGAUAAUGCAUCGACAUCCACUAUAAAUUUAAGUACCACCGAUACAGCGGAUAUGUCCAGCACUAUUGGAAAUAAUACCAUUAUGAUGUCUGCUAAACAGAAAAACGACGAAGGGAUAGGGGCAAGCAAUGACCUAUAUUCAAAAGGAUACCAGCUUCCGCAAACAUUAGCCGACAUCCAGCAUGUACAGUAUGUCAAAACCCUUCAGCACCAGAAGCAAUACGAGAGGCGAAUGCGAGAAAUGGGGCAACGACAAGCACAGGGAUCGCAUCAUCGGCUGCAUCGACAAGGGACGCAUCAUACUAUUCUUAGGCAAGGUGAAAAUGAUGAUAAUAAUGAUGGUGUGGAUUUGGCAACUAGUGUGAUUCAGCUAAAGGAGAUUGAUGUCGGUGAGGAGCCCAUGAUGGGAUCAUGGAACAAUAUAGAAGACGAUACAAUGUUGCUUUCGUCACAUCUUGACACUUCUAAGCUCAAUAUCAAUCCCUUUUAA